Molecule: messenger RNA, 41392 nt
Organism: Pelobates cultripes (western spadefoot toad)
Lineage: Eukaryota; Metazoa; Chordata; Amphibia; Anura; Pelobatidae
Source: the annotation of a GenBank genome assembly
CACACAGACUGCUGGGAGCGCUGCAGAGUUUGUUGUACCUCGAAAAGAAAGAGAUGAGAUGCUCCCAUGGACCCGAGUGAUGUGAGCUAUUGUUAAGGGAGGGAAUAUUCUCCUAUUCAGGGGUGCUCAUUAGGUUUUGUAUGCUGGGAAUAAGGGGAUAUGCGGUGGGUUUUGCAGUUAUUUUUCUGAUAGGUUUUAGUGGCUGAAGUUUUAAUCUUUGCAAAGUUUAUGAGAGCAUGUUUUAGCCCUUAGUGCAAAAUUUUUUUUAAAUAAUAAAUAUAAAUAAUAUAGGCAAAUAACUGCAAGGGGUAUUCUUCAUAUUGGUCACUAAUUCAGAAUCCAGCAUGGUCACCAUAAUCCUAGUCUAGUGCAGUGACAGGCAGCUUUAGCACUCCAGGUUUGUUUUUGUGAACUCUAUAGGACAACUAGUUUUUAAACUUUUGGGGUGCCAGAGUUAGCCAUCACUGCUGCUGUGACAAGCAGAUCAGAACUAUUUUGCCCACAUUUGUUUUUACUUCAAAGUUUUUGUGCUGAAAAUAACACUAUAAACAACGAUAACAUUAUAAUCACUAAUGUAAAUGGAUAAACACAUGCAAGAGUAGAACUACAUAUUAUAUAAAUAACAUAAUGGGGAGUGGAAACUGUGUUCCUUCCAGAUUACAGUUUAAGUGAAAAAGAGAUAGUAAAAUACAAUUUUAAAUAAUUUAACAUGUUGCCUGCAUACCCAUGUCUCUAACAUGAGAGUUUUCUGAAAGCGGUGCAAAAAUGUAAAAUUGGAGUUGAUGUCAGUGAAAAGAUGCCUGCUGGUUCCACUGUUUUCUAUGGUGAUUGCCCCACAUUCUAGUACUUUUCAGAAAAUAAACAUACAAAAUUAAACCCUGAGUUCAAACUCACACUACUCCUGGGCGGCUGCAAUGACUAUAGUACACAUCAGCCCCAAUACAUACAAUAAAAAAAAAAAGUUACUUGCACACUAUCCUAAAUACCUAAAACUGGAGUUUUUUUUUUAGAAUCACUCCAAUGGCCAUUAAAGUGUAAGCUCACCUGCCAAAUCCAGGCUAAACCUCUUAGGUGAGUCCUACUCUAACAAUUCACUGUGCUUCUUUAUCCUAAAAGGCAAAGCCUCUGAGACAGAGAUGGUUAUUUUCCUAUACCCCUACACAAUCAUUAACACUUAAAAGGGAACACAUGGGGUGGGUGACAGCACCGUAACAUGGCUGCAUAACACAAAAGCGAAUAUAAAAUUAGGCCUUGAGCUCAAAUCCCACAUUUUAGAACAUGCUUUUAAAAAAAAAAAAAUAUAUACUUUAACCCCCUGUUUUUUGGCCCAUCACAAACUAUUUGAUCAUUUGGGCACUUCAUUAGUUAACUUCAAACAAUUUUUUUUCCUAAUUUUAAAUGCACUAACCCAGGCAUCUCAAACUCUUGCCCCCAAGUGUGGCUUGAAAUUCCUGCACUAAACCAAUACUGCCUCUCAAGUUAACUCCCUUCUGUCUCAUUGUGGCUGUAGGCACUGUAUUAAUUUGAAAAUACUCCUACACUAGUAAAUGGCUGUUUAGGAAAUACACAUUUAUGCACCCACUGUGUUCUGCACUACCACAACUUACUUUGCCUUCUCACUAGAAAACCAAAACCUCAACCCCCUUUCUUUAACUCUGUCAAAAUCUGUACAUUUUGUGAGUAGAUUCAUGGUGUUUAAACCAAAUCAUCACCCUUCCAUCUGCAUGACAUAACAAAUUGAUCAUUGUCAUGCAUAGUAUUUUGUCUAGUUUUGUUGUACCUGUGCCCAUUGUAGUCUCUUCACUGUCCUUGGCUGACAGGUGUAAAAGGAAUGUGGUUUUCUGCUGCUUUGGCUAAUCCACAGCAAGGUUUGACAUGUGGCAUAAUGACGUAGUGUUCAUCAGAGCGCUGUUCUAAUGCAUGUUUAUUUCCGUAUCAAUCACUUUGCCAACCUGUCUUGUCAUUCUCCUCUGGUCUCUAAUUUACUAGACAUUUCUCUUCAUAGAACUGCUACUCACAUUUCUUCACUAUUCUCUGUAAUCUCUAUGGCCUAUUGUGGGUCAAAAUUCCAGAAGAUAAGCAGUUUCGGAGAUGCUGAAACCACAUCACCUGGCAAAUAAAAUUACUAAAUACCAUACCAUUUUAAAGUAGGAAAUUAAAAGCCUAGUUUCAUAUCACAAAAAAAAAAUAUUAAAACAUACUUGAGCUAAAUACAAUAUCUUAGCAUGUAUCAUAGUAUACAUAUAUAAAAUAUGCUCAUAAUACUCUGUCCUAAAUAGUUUAUUUUGUCCUUUCGUAGGUAAGGUCGUAGAGAUCACUUUAUAAUGGAUCAUAUUUAUUAUUUUUUUCUUUUCAUUUCAUUCUCACACUAGGUACAUUAAGCUCAAUGGGCAAAGUCUGACGUUUAUAAUAAUCAGAUCGUUAUUGCGGAGAUAAUUUUGUCAAUAUAUUUAGAUCACUUUUGAAGACUUUGCACAUAUGAACUAGACUGAUGUGGGAGGUUUGGUGCAUUAGACAUAUGGUUUCUAUCGAUUACUCAACUUUCAAAAGGUUUGUCAACCUAAUUGUAAUAUUAAAUUAUUUGAAAAAGUGUUGGCAUCUCUGAUGAAACCCCUCAUAGUUUCUUUGCCCAUAGCUUAAGAGUUGGAGUUUCCUUUAAAGACUAGUCAUAUAAAUAAUUUAUUGUUGUACAGCAGUGGUUCACCGCAAUAUUCCGUUAGAUGCUAAGGUUCUUGAAAUAUGCAAUGUUUACAUGACCAAAACAUUUUUACCUACUUCACAGUACCAACCCUUGGCCUGAUGGGUCCAAAGGUACAGCAACCGAGGUCUGAGGAGACCACCGUGCGUGUGGCUAUUAGGGUUCGGCCCUUGUUGCCAAAGGAAGUACUUCAUGGACAGCAGACCUGUGUACGGACAGAUGAAGAUCAGAAGAAACUGACUUUGGGCACAAACAAACAUUUCCUGUUUCAGGAUGUGCUGGAUGGCACUUGUGACCAGGAGGCAGUGUACAGCUUGUGUGUACAACCUCUGCUUGAAGCUUUCUUUCAAGGCUUCAAUGCAACUGUGGUUGCCUAUGGUCAGACCGGCUCAGGAAAGACCUACACCAUUGGGGAAGCAAGUAUAUGUAAGUGUUUGUGAAGUUUUUAUAUGACUGUAGCAGGUGUCUUUUGUAGCAUGUCGUUUUUAAAAUUUGAUUUUGUGAAUAUUAGCUUUGACAAACACCACACCUAAAAUGUGAAGAUUAUGCGUAUUAGUUUUCAUUCUAUUUAAAUUAAAAAAUCGUUGUCAGUCAUAGACAGUGCCAGGUCUGUUGAUGGAAUUGAAGUCAUCCAAUGAAAUUGCAUUCAGUGUUGUUAAUGAUUUUGGGGCAGGAAUUCUUGCUCCUGAACCUGCUGAAAAAUAUGAGUGCCUUUCCUCACACAUGCGCAUUGUUUCUGGUUUGAAACUGUUUUUUUUUUUUUUUUUGAGGGACACUAGUCACCAGAACAACUACAGUAGAAUAAUUCCUUUCAGGCUUUGUGCAGUAAACACUGUCUUUUCAGAGAAAAGGCAGUGUUUACAUUACAGCUCAGGGAUACCUCCACUGGCCACUCCUCAGAUGGCUAUUAGAAGUGCUUCCUAGAGCAGUGCUACACAGAGUGCAGCACUGCCAUUCAGUGUCUCCACCCUCUGCAUGGAGACACUUAGCUUUUCUCUUAGAGAUGCAUUGAUUCAAUGCAUCUCUCUGAGGAGCUGCUGAUUGGCCAGGGCUGUGUUUUUCUUGUGCUGGCUCUGCCCCUGAUCUACCUCCUUGGUAAUAUCAGCUAAUCCAAUGCUUUCUUAUGGGAAAGCACUGUGAUUGGCUUUGAUCAACACUUUCGAUGAUGUCAACCAAGCAGGCAGAUCAGGGGCAGAGCCAGCAGCAGACUGGAAUAAAGGUAAUAUUGUACUAUAUUUAGGGAGGAAAAGGGGAGGGGAGCGUGCAGGGGGGGCUACAUUGUGGUUUUAACACUUUAGGAUCAGGAAUACAUGUUGUUUUUGUUCCUUACCCUAUAGUGUUUCUUUAACUUAAUUGUGUGGUAACAUAUGCAGUAGAGGUCAUUUGUAUCAAAUGUCUUUCAUGCCUUAGCAAAACGGAGUAAAGGUUUUUAAAUACCUCCUUAAUAUAUUUCACUCCAAGAAAAACUAGAUAUUCCUGCAGCAUUUAUAGUGAUGUGGAGUGUAUUAGAGGAAAAUAUAAAUAAAUGCAUCUUUACAGCACUUCUCCGGAUGCUCUGGGCAUUAUAAAAGAAAUGCCAGGGUGCAUGUAGGUUGAGUCAUUCCUUUAUGGUGCCAUAAAUGUGAAUGCAGCCUCACAGGGCCAUUCGCCAAGCAUUGUGGGGUCAAUGAUUACAUCAGCGAGGAGUGUUUCUUAACUAGCUAAAUAUUUAGUAAAUGAAAGUGUUUAAAAAAAGCCUCUUUUUAUAGUCUUAUUUCUUUUCCACUAUUCUUUUAGCUUCCAUCUCUGAAGAUGAGCAAGGAAUUAUUCCUCGUGCUAUGGCUGAAAUUUUCAAGCUUGUUGAUGAAAAUGAUCUUAUUGACUACACUAUACGUGUUUCAUACCUGGAAGUGUACAAGGAGGAAUUCAAAGAUCUUCUUGAAAUGCAAACAUCCAGUAAGGACAUUCUCAUACGAGAGGAUGAUAAGGGAAAUAUUGGUAAGAAUUCUGAUAUCUGACUUUUUUAGUGUGAUGAUUUAUUUAUUUGUAAACUAUAUUGAGGUUUUUCUCCUUUUUAAGUAUAUCUUGGAAUGAGCAUACACAUGCAUUGUUAUAUAUAUAAUAGAAAUCAUAGAAGCAGAGUUUUUUUUCAGGGACUUUAGAUCGGUGGCAGAUUUCAUAUUAUCUGGCAGGUUAUACCAUGUAUGUGGAUUAUGAAAGCUGCUCUCCUGGCUUAUUUUUUUUGAUUUGUGUUGAAUAGAGAAAAUAUGGAGUGAAGGCAGCAUAAAUUUAUAUAUUGCUCAAGUAGCAUGGUUCCAGAUAAGUGGUCAUGAACCCAUCUGCCAGUGUAGUUGUUUCAGAUUAUCACAAUGAAGGGUACUGUAUUUACAUUGGAUAACAAAAUGACAUAACGGAUUAUGCAAAAUGUUUGGUGAGAUAUCUUUGUGGUGCAGAUACAUUUAUAUCUAACAUUGCUGCACAAUCUAUUUUUCUUUUCUUUUUUUUUCUUUUAAAUUUGUAUUUUAUUUGGUUUUGUACACAAAGUAUACACUUUUCCAUUAUAUGUGUUAUUAUAUUAUUAUAUGGGUUAGAACAGGUUCAAAUAAAAUUUUGUUGGGCUACAUGCAUAAUAACAAUCACAAUGUCAGAGAUCCUUUACUGUGGCCUGGUAAAGAAACAAUUUGUACAUUUCUACCUUUCAACGGAGAUCCCCCUUUAAAGGGGUUGCUUAAUUUUCAAGGCUGCUUGAUUUUAACAAUCUUUCCGGCUUAUCCUAUAUGCGUGGAGUCAGGUAUUUAGGGUAAUAGCAUGGAGUGCUGGGUUAGGAGUAACAGGAAUAGUAAGAAACUUUCCCGGACCAUAUAAGCUUAUAUAUAUAUAUAUAUAUAUAAAAAAAACUAUCAACAUCCCCUGCACUCACGCUUGAAGUAUUCCAAAUGCCGGGCGCACCACCAAAGCUCCAAUAGGUAUAACUUCCACAAGAAAAGGCUGCUCUCCGGACUUAAAAUUGCAUAUAUAUAUAUGCAAAACAUUAUUAUAAUGGUUAAAUAUUGCGUUGCUCAUUCUGCUUUCUGUGUCCAUUGGCUAAUAUGCCUAGUUUUUUGAGGAAUGUCUCUGAAUCGUCUCCCGAGGUUAGGGUGAGUACGUCGGUGCCCUUUUGUACUGUUAGCGAUCCCUCUGUGCCCCAUCGGUACCGGACCGAUUGUUCUCUCAGUCUCUUAGUGACCGGUGCUAGUAGUCUCCUUGCGGCAAGCACAGCAAACGGGAGGUCACUGUAUAUGGCCACCUCGCAUCCCUCAAAUUUUACCGACCCCAAUGGUCUGGAUCCGGCCAUGAUGGUAGCUCUCGCAGCUACGUCCCUGGUGGUAGCUAUUGUGUCUCUGGGGGCACCCUUGGGUGCCGCUGGUGAUUUGCGCACCCUGAAGGCGGACAGAAUCAGUGGGGUGUCUGAAUUACACCUGAGGCCCAUGGAGGAGGUGAGUCUCCGGACAAAGGGCAGUAAGUCUUCACCGCUCACCGUUUCAGGGAUACCUCUGAGGCGUAUGUUGCAGCGGCGGUGUCUGGUUUCCAGUGUCACCACCGCUCCUUGUAGGCGUCAGACCUGCUCCUUAAGAUCAUCCAGUUGCAGUUUGGUGUCUUGGAGUUGGUGGUCUCUGGAGCUUUCUCUGUUCUCCACCUCCUGGACUCUCUGUUGCAAGACCCCUAUUUCAGCACGUGUCUCCUUUAAGUCUGCCUUCCAGACCUGCCUUAGGUCGAUCAGCAGCUUUCUGAUGUCACCCUUUGUUGAUGGGGAGUCAUUCUCCUCCGAGUCAGACCUGGGAGUGGGGCCCGGGAGGGAGGCUUGGGAGUCCCUCUCUUCCUGGGAGUCGUCAGAGGUCUCUAUCUCACUCUGCGGUUCCGGCGCCAUCUUGGCGGGCCGCGCUUGUGUAGGCCUCUGGAAUGCCAGCCUGAUGUCGGGUGCCGCGGGUCGCUCCGUGUAGGUUUGUUUUUUGUGUUUGCGCCCCAUGUUGUCGGCUGUCGGGUGGCAGGUAAGCUGUGCGUUUUUGGAGCUGAUUUCUCCUCUUUAAGGCUCUUAGUCUGUGGGGCCGAUGCAGAGCUCCACAGACAUGCGACUGUUCAGCUCCGUAGUCGGCCACGCCCCCUAAUUUUCACAAUCUAUUUUUCUGAUGACGUUAUCCAAGCAGGCUUUCUUCAGUACAAUGAGCCAAGUUUGGAAGAAUGUUUCUCAGUGUGGAUGAGUAGAAGACACUGUCUGCAGUGGACAUGAAUAUCUACCCAAUUGCUUAUGUUCACAUUUUUCUAGGUCUUUUGAUAGUACCGGGGAUAGAAAUAUUAGUUUGUUUUUGGACAUGAACUUGGUAUCACUGUUUAUAUGGAAAGGAACAACUCCUCCAGAGUUUAGGUAGCUAUCAAGAGAAGAGGGAUUCUUUAACUAAGAAAAAUUAGAUGGGUUUGCAGAGCUUUCGGUAACAUGCCUGGAAGCUGGUCAGGCCUAGCAUUUGAUUUAAUUCUAAGAUUUUGGGUUUGAUGUCAUAUAUUGUUUUUAUGAGACCUGGAUUAAAUGUCUGUCUGAUGUACUGUUCUGUAUUUCUAUUGCAGUGCUGUACGGUGUAAAGGAAACUGAAGUGGAGGGACUGGAUGAGGUGCUCAGUCUUCUGGAAAUGGGAAAUACAGCUAAACAUACUGGAGCCACUCAAGUUAAUGCCCGUUCAAGCCGUUCACAUACAAUCUUCACUGUCACUAUGGAACAGAGGAGGGUUGUUGGGCGUUUUACGAGAAUGGCUACUGGGGAUGAUAAUUGUUUAGAAAUUGGCCAAGUUCUGUCCUCCAAAUUCCACUUUGUAGAUCUGGCAGGUUCUGAACGAAUAUUGAAAACAGGCAACACUGGAGAGAGACUAAAAGAAAGCAUUCAAAUUAACUCAGGCCUGCUGGCCCUUGGUAAUGUAAUCAGUGCCUUAGGAGACCCAAAACGGAAGAGUACCCACAUCCCUUACAGAGACUCAAAGAUCACAAGGUAUCAAUCUAUUGAACAUGUGCUAUAAUGUUGUAGCAUCUACUUUCUUUUGUAAAUGUUUUGUAUUUCUAGUUAAUUCAAUUACUCUUUAAAGAAGGGCUCAAAAUAUCCAGUAGCCAUUGGUAAGGGAAAAGGUAUCCCUGGCGAGUCUAAAUCUAUCCCUGGGGAGUGUGCCAUGGACCCUCAAUGCUUGCAGUGGCAAGGCCUGGCUAAUGACAUAGGACUUGAUAUUGUAAUCCCUUUUUUAAAGUGUACAGAAAUUUGGAGUUGGCAAGGUAAGGUGUGGUACAGCAUUUAAUCUAUACAUUGUCAUGUUGAACUGUGGCUGUGACUAAUUUACUGCUAAACAGGAGUUUAUUGGGUAAGAAAAGAAAAAAAUGAAAUUACAGGCUCCUGAUUAGUGUAACAUCUUCCUGGUCUUGAAGGGAUAUGACAGCUGCAACAUUUACAAGAAUGAUGGUUUAAUCAACUUAAAAUGAUGGGGUUUUUUUUUGUUUGUUUUGUUUUUUUAAAUUAAAGAAAAAUAAAGUAAAAUAAAUUUUACUCCAACACUUUGUAAAUAAACUUUUUUUUAAAAUUUACAAUGCCCUAUUCGGCAUUAGUAAUUACAGCCUCAUCCCCCUUCCUAUAAACCUGUAAAAUAAGACUUAACUUACCUGGGACCCAGUGCCAGGCAAAGCUCCCCCCGCUACUACUUCCCAUAUCGAUGGUCCAGUCAAAUACUAGAGAGUGCCUGCAAUGGAAGGUUGCUUAUUUCUUCCACCAUGUGCUCCCUCUAUUGUCGGAACAGUUUUGUUUUUGUUUUUUAAAUCCCCACUUACUUCCUCCCUUGCCAGCUCAGAGCAUGCGCUCUUAGCUGGCAAAAUGGUUCAAUCACAUGCUUCUCUAUGUGGAGACUGUGGGUGGACCUUGCUUGACUGUUCUGAUAUCACAAAGAGGAGUGGAAAGAGGCGCUGGGAGUGUGACCUGGUUCUUGAUUCCAGGUAAGUAUUAACUUUAUUUUUAACAUAUUUUUAAGUAAGGGGGUGGGGGGACCUAAUGUAUAAUGCCCUAUAUGACCACUGAAAGACAGAGAAUGGAAAAAAAGAGUCAGAGUAACCCAUUAAUCAUCCCUGAAAUUAAGCUAUGUUUUAAUGAUCUAUGGCUUCUUUUUCUAAAGUCAUGCAUCUGCAUGCAACAUAUAGACAGCAAUAUUUAGAUCUGUGUUUACAUUUCACUAUAAUUUCAAUUUAAUUUACCAGUUACAUUCCAGAUGUAGUAGGUAUGCCUUCCUAGUAUUUGUCUUUUUAACUCUUUCAGUGUUUUGUAGGAUAUUGAAGGAUUCUCUUGGUGGAAAUGCAAAGACCGUUAUGAUUGCUUGCAUAAGCCCAUCAGCAGCAGACUUUGAUGAAACUUUAAACACUCUGAACUAUGCAAGUCGCGCUCAGAAUAUUAAAAACAAAGCUACUGUCAACUGUAAUAAAGAAGCAGAGUGUGUGGAAAACCUGCAGCUUCAAAUUAAAUCUCUCCAGCGUGCCCUAGAACAAAGGCACCGAUCAGAAACCCGAAUACUAAACAGAUCUGAUGCUCCAAAGACUUUGUCCCGACGUCCUAUGGAGGACCAUGUGACCCGUUUACUAGCAGAAUGUGCACAUUAUAGAACAUGCACUGACACUGGUUAUAUCCUUUUUAUGGAACUCCUGUCAGAAGGAUGCCUAUCUCCCUCCCAAGUCCUGAGGGCUAAGGAUUGGAUGUGUUCAGUAGAAGAGGAAAGGAGUGAAGUGACCUCAGCCUCAGGACUGGACAGUGGGAUUGAAAGUUCCACUGUUGAGGAAGCCACAAAGGACCCAGCCAGGAGGCAAGCAAAGAGCAAGGUAAUGGCUGAAUGUUUAUGUGGCCAACAGGCAUGUUUAUAGAGUCAUUAAAUGUAAUAUAGGUAGUUGGAGCUCUUUGCAGCUCGUUUUUUGAGUGUUUUAUGAGGAAUAUAUUAAAGUAUAUGAGGGGGCAAAUGUUAAAGUUCUGAACCAAAACAAAACUUAGACUUUGAGCUAUAUGCUUAUUCAACCAUAAUGUACCACUUUCAUAUUAAAGGGACACUAUAGCUACAAAAAAACUUUAAAUAAAUGAAAAAGCAGUUUUGUGCAUAGAUCAUGCUCAUUCAAUCUCAUUGCUCAAUUCUCUACCAUUUAAGGAGUAACUCUCCCACCCAAAGAAUAAAAUUAAUGACUUAGUAUAAAAACACUGCAAUCAGCACUAAAAGAGUGUUUAUUUUUUUUUAAGAGCAAAAUGUGGGGUAUGAAAAAAACGUCAGGGUAGGUAAGAUAAAACAUUAGAAAGAGCUAGAUUAAGAAAAAAUAGUCAGAUUUUAACACAAAUUUUUUUAAAUCUGCCCUAUCCCCCCCCCCCCAAUCCAAAAAUAAUCCAAGCGCUACUAGUGUACUGAUCACUCUGACCAUAGUAUUAGCAGUGUGAUAAGCAAUAAAAGGGUUAAAGAGAAUGUUGUUUUUUAAUUUUCAAACACAAAAAUUCUGGAAUACGUCCAAAAAAUGUUCUGCCCCUUGCCUCAGAUCAUGGUGAGGGAAGAGAGAGGCAGAAUAAAAUAUCACAGCCCAUGAUAGAAAUUGGCUGCAUCAUUGUAUCAAUGUAACAGGCUGUAACCGUGAUCACAUGACUUCAAUCACAACUAAUUGGCUGAUGGAGGACUGCCUGGGUUGCCAAGCAGUCUCUCUGAUCACAUACGGAGUGGUGAGUAUUUCUUUGGGGGGAAUUUGGGAGCACAGACAUUAGGACGUGUUUUACGACCCUAAUAUUGGUAAAGUCCAUGCCGUUCAGGAUGUAUUGACACGUCCUAAUGGUAGGAACGGGUUAAAGAAGCUCUGUCACUAAAAAAAAAAAACUUUCUAAUCUGCUUCUAUGUAGCUCUGUGUCUGAAUCAGUUUUUUUUUCCCUCUGUGCUUUCAUAAAAUACAUAAAGAAAAAUAGGAACAAUUAAUUUUUUUAUUUUUAUGCAUAGUAGUCAGGUUGACAAAACUUUACAAUAAGUGGGGCUUAAAGCUUAAGGCUCUGUUUUAGUUGCCAAUCAAAUGUACCCACAAUCCGUCAUAAAAUUAAUCCCACAGAAUGGCAAACAGCAGACAUGAUGGACAGAGGAGAACAAAAUGGCCACAUCCAAAUAAAAGAUAAUCUAGAUAAAGGAAAGUGGCAAGGAGGGGAGUAUAAUCAUCGUGGCGGAGCUCCAAUACUCGACCAGAGUAUUUCCACCAAAGCCUCUCUUCUUUUCCCACAGAGUAUUCAGUGAUAAAUUGCAGUCCAUCCAAACAUCAGUUGAGACUUGACGAAAGGUGAAAAAGGAAUACUUUAUUGGGUUUCAAUGCACAUAUUUAUAGACAGAAUCCCUGUAGGGGGGAUCGUUAACUAAAACAAUGCAGAUCUCACCUCUGUGUCUGGGAGAUAACUAUGUCAAGUAUCGCUAAUCUAAAUAACUUCCAGAAAACAGGGGGGCCUUAACAGAAUAUCUCCAAAAACAUACUUUUAAACAUCAGUGUACCCUACGUACAAAGUAUCCCUGAAUUGCUCAUACCUAGUGCCCUAACUGGUACAAAAGCGCCUUCAUACUAUGUACAAUGUAGAAUUGCCUUCCGGUUAAAGGUAUGACCAACCACUGCUGAGUUCCGAUCAGAAAAAUAGUUCCAUGUGGCCGGGCCCGAGUUGCCAGGUUUUUGUCUGAGCAUAUACCCGACAUAGAUAGGAGACCAAGUAAUCAGAUUUCAGGGUGCUUUGUUUGGUAGUGUCUGUUAACAGAUGAGGGGGGGUGGGGAGGAAAGGAAAGAAAAGAAAAACACAUGACAGAUCCACUUUAAUAACAAUUGUGAGCAGGCUAUUAUCCUGUUAAUAUUGACAAUACAUCUAUGAUUCGUGGGUGCAAAUUGAAAUUUGAGUCCUUUUUUUAAUAAAGCAAACUAUAGAGCAGUUACAUCUUCAGUACCCUCCAAAAUGUACAAGUGCAGAUAUAUUUAUUUUUACAUUACAUUGCCAAUGCCUACAGAGUCUUUACACAAACACACCAACUUUACACACUUCUGACUUUACACACACACACACACACACACACACACACACACUUGAAGAGGCAAAAACACUUGGUACAGGUGACAUAAUGGGUUCACAAAGUAAAGCUAAUUUAUUUGCAGAGCACUAGUUAGCAACACCGCACCCCUUCCAUGGUGAAAAUGAGGAGAUUGUCACAAUGAAGGGGUACUAUUUCUGAAAUCUUUAUGGUGUUCACAGAUGCUUUUUAUAUAAAUGGUAUAUCACUUGUGUGCCAAGCAUGUCAUGUGCACCGUGUAAUUAUUUUUAACCACUAAUGAUACUUCAGUUGCAUGCUUUUUGUUGUGGUGCUCCAGGUCAGGGAGUAUUAACCCCUUAAUGACCAAACUUCUGGAAUAAAAGGGAAUCAUGACAUGUCACACAUGUCAUGUGUCCUUAAGAGGUUAAAGGAAUAACUGGUUUGUUUUCCUGGCACUGGAGAGUCCCUUUAAAUGAUUUAGUUGUUUUUUUUUUUGUUUUUUUUCUUUUUUCUUAAAGGGACACUAUAGUCACCUGAACAACUUCAGCUUAAUGAGGUUGUUCAGGUGAGAACUAUAGCUCCCUGCAGCCUUUCUCAUGUAAACACUGUAUUUUUGUCUGAGAAAAUACAGUGUUUACAUUGAAAGCUAGGAACACCUCCAGUUGCAGUCACUCAGAGUGAACCAGAGGGACUUCUGAGUUGAUGGAGGCAUAAUAUGCCUCCAUCCACUCAGAUCUGCUGUGCACGAGCAUUCUGUGAUUCAGUAUCUCCUCCCACUGCAUGCAGACACUGAACUUUCCUCAUAGAGAUUCAUUGAUUAAAUUCAUCUCUACGAGGAGAUGCUGAUUGGCCAGGGCUGUGUUUGAAUCAUGCUGGCUCUAACCCUGAUCUGCCUCCUUGUCAGUCUUAGCCAAUCCUAUGGGGAAGACUGCUUGUUUUUCCUGCAGACAGCAUGCAGAUUUACAGCUUCUGGCUUGAAUACAGUAAGAUUUUUACUAUAUUUAUGGAGGCAUGGAGGGCCCAGGGGGCUAGAUGGUCACGUUAACACUAUAGGAUUAGGAAUACAUGUUUGUGUUCCUGACCUUAUAGCAGUGAUGGCGAACCAAUGGCUUUUUGAGCCAGAGUGCCCAAACCGCAAUACAUGCCAACUUUUGUUUCCUCAAAGUGCCAACACGGCAAUUAAACCUGUAUACUGAGGUUUAAAUUUAGAAAAAAUAACUCGUACAGUUGUCCGAACUAAUUAACAACUUUUGUUUUAAAAGACGAACACAACAGAGAGUUCAAUGAUACAAAUUUUAAAUAAUGAUAUAAAUAGAUAAAUUUAAGCUUAUAUUUAUUAGUAUCUCCAACAAAUGCAAUACAUACACAGACAGAUUGCUGAAUACAUACACAGAGACUGCUGAAUACAUACACAGACAGACUGCUGAAUACAUACACAGACAGACUGCUGAAUACAUACACAGACUGACUGCUGAAUACAUACACAGACUGACUGCUGAAUACAUACACAGACUGACUGCUGAAUACAUACACAGACUGACUGCUGAAUACAUACACAGACUGACUGCUGAAUACAUACACACACAGUCUGCUGAAUACAUACACACACACAGACUGCUGAAUACAUACAGAAACACAGACUGCUGAAUACAUACACACACACAGACUGCUGAAUACAUACACAGUUGUCCGAACUAAUUAACAACUUUUGUUUUAAAAGACGAACACAACAGAAGAGUUCAAUGAUACAAAUUUUAAAUAAUGAUAUAAAUAGAUAAAUUUAAGCUUAUAUUUAUUAGUAUCUCCAACAAAUGCAAUACAUACACAGACUGCUGAAUACAUACACAGACAGACUGCUGAAUACACAUACACACAGUCUGCUGAGUACACACACACACACAGUCUGCUGAAUACACACACACAGUCUGCUAAAUACACACAGACUGCUGAAUACAUACACACACACAGACUGCUGAAUACACACAGAAACACAGACUGCUGAAUACAUACACACACACAGACUGCUGAAUACAUACACACACACAGACUGCUGAAUACAUACACACACAGUCUGCUGAAUACAUACACACACACAGACUGCUGAAUACACACAGAAACACAGACUGCUGAAUACAUACACACACACAGACUGCUGAAUACACACAGAAACACAGACUGCUGAAUACAUACACACACACAGACUGCUGAAUACAUACACACACACAGACUGCUGAAUACAUACAAACACACAGACUGCUGAAUACAUACACACACACAGACUGCUGAAUACAUACACACACACAGACUGCUGAAUACAUACACACACACAGACUGCUGAAUACACACACACACAGACCAGUUGAAUACAUACACACACACAGACCGCUGAAUACAUACACACACACAGACUGCUGACACACACACACAGACCGUUGAAUACAUACACACACACAGACUGAAUACACACACACAGACCGCUGAAUACAUACACACACACAGACCGGCUGAAUACAUACACACACACAGACCAGUUGAAUACACACACAGACACACAGACCGUUGAAUACACACACACACACAGACCAAGCCGAAUACACACACACCAUCAGCACAGACCAGCUGAAUACACACACACACAGACUGAAUACAUACACACACAGACUGCUGAAUACAUACACACACACAGACUGCCGAAUACAUACACACACUGACCGCUGAAUACAUACACACACAGACUGCUGAAUACAUACACACACACAGACCGCUGAAUACACACACACACACAGACCGCUGAAUACAUACACACACACAGACCGCCGAAUAUGACACACACACAGACCGCUGAAUACAUACACACACACAGACUGCUGAAUACAUACACACACACAGACUGCUGAAUACAUACACACACACACAGAUCAGUUGAAUACAUACACACACACACACACAGACUAAUUAACACACACACACACACACACAGACCACCAACACACACACACACACACAGACUGUUGACAUACACACACAGACUGCUGAUCACAUACACAAGCUGAACAUGAUACACACACACACAGACCGCUGAAUUAUAUAACACACACACAUACUACUAAAUACAUACACACACACACACACAGACUACUAAAUACAUACACACACAGACUACUGAAUACACACACACACAGACUGCUGAAUACAUACACACACACACACCGCUGAAUACACACACCCAGUCCGCUGAAUACACACACACACCCUGUCCGCUGAAUACACACCCAGUCCGCUGAAUACACACACACACCCAGUCCGCUGAAUACACACACACACACAGUCCGUGCUGUGUGUGUGUUGGGGGGUAGGGGUGUUGUGUGUGUGUGUGUGUGUGUGUUGGGGGUGAGGGGUGUUGUGUGUGUGUGUGUGUGGGUGUGUGGGGUGCUGUGCUGUGUGGGUUGCUGGACAGGGGUAAGGAUGCUGUGCUGGGGGUAGGAGUGUGUGUGUUGGGGUAGGAGUGCUGUGUGUGUAUUGGGGGAUGAGUGAUGUGUGUGUUGGGGGUAGGGGUGCUGUGUGUGUGUUGGGGGGUAGGGGUACUAUGUGUUGGGAUGCUGUGUGUGAGAGGGGUGCUGUGCUGUGUGUUAGAGGGGUGCUGUGCUGUGUGGGGAGGUAGGGGUGCUGUGCUGUGUGGGGAGGUAGGGGUGCUGGGCAGGGGUAAGGGGUGCUGUGCUGUGGGGGGCAGGGGGUGGCCAGGGCAGGCUCUGUGUGUGUGUGUGGGGGUAGGGUUUCGUGUGUGUGUGUGUGUGUGGGGUAGGGCUCUGUGUGUGUGUGCAGGGCUCUCCUGUGUGUGUGUGUGUGUGUGGGGGGGUAGGGUUUCUGUGUGUGUGUGGGGGGUAGGGUUUCUGUGUGUGUGUGGGGGUAGGGUUUGCAGGUGUGUGUGGGGGGGGCAGGGUUUCUGUGUGUGUGUGUGGGGGGUAGGGUUUCUGUGUGUGUGUGGGGGUAGGGUUCUGUGUGUGGGGGUAGGGGCGCUGUCUGUGUGGGGGGGGUAGGGGUGCUGUCUGUGUGUGGGGGCUCCUUGUGGGUAGGGGUAACGCGUGUGAAGGCCUGUGUGGGGGUAGGGUGCUGUGUGGGAGGGGUGGUUAAAAAAAAAAAAAAAGUAUGCUAAAUCUGUAUCCCCCCCUCACUCCUGCUUACCUUUAAUGAAGGGACACACACACACACAGCCAUGCAUGGUGGUCCGGCGGGUAGUAAGUUCUGCUUCCAGGUGGGGAGGCAGGGGGAGGGAUCUGUGAAGCAGCUCCCCUGUCCUCCCGCACGAUGCUAUGUGGAGCGUUGCCAUGGUAAUGCGCGGCAACGCUCCACACAUAUUGCUCGCGGGAGGACAGGGGAGCUGCUUCACAAAUCCCUCCCCCUGCCUCCCGACCCGGAAGCAGAGUAGGCGCCUGCCGUUUUGGGCAGGCAGGUGCCUACUCUGCAUUGAUGGCGAACCUAUGGCCGCGUGCCCACAGAAAGGUUCGCCAUCACUGCCAUCACUGCUAUAAGGUCAGGAACACAAACAUGUAUUCCUGACCCUAUAGUGUUAACAUCACCAUCUAGCCCCCCUGUGCCCCUCAUGCCUCCAUAAAUAUAGCAACAUCUUACUGUAUUCAAGCCAGAAGCUGUAGAUCUGCAUGCUGUUUGCCUAAAAAAAAAAAAAAACAAGCAGUCUGCUGACAUAAGCAGAAGUGGUAGCCUGAUCCAAUCACAGUGCUUCCCCAUAGGAUUGGCUGAGACUGACAAGGAGGCAGAUCAGGGGCAGAGCCAGCAUGAUUCAAACACAGCCCUGGCCAAUCAGCAUCUCCUCAUAGAGAUGAAUUGAAUCAAUGAAUCUUCAUGAGGAAAGUUCAGUGUCUGCGUGCAGAGGGUGGAGACACUGAAUGUUUGGGUGCAUUUUAGGCAGCCAUGACCCAGGAAGGAUCUCUAACAGCCAUCUGAGGAGUGGCCAGUGAAGUUAUCACUAGGCUGUAAUGUAAACACUGCAUUUUCUCUGAAAAGACGGUGUUUACAGCAAAAAGCCUGAAGGUAAUGAUUCUACUCACCAGAACAAAUUCAAUAAGCUGUAGUUGUUCUGGUGACUAUAGUGUCCCUUUAAAUUUGCAAAGUUGAUUCCUCCUAGAUAACAGGGUUGUUGCAGCUGAAAAAAUAGAAUUCAGGAUUUUUAAUGAAGUCAGAUAAAAGAUUUAAUGUGCUUAUUAAGAUGUUUAAAAUCUGACAGCUUUAGUAGAAAAGGCAGCAUUUGGAGAUGUUAUAGCAUUAUUCUAAACGACACCUCCCCAAAUAAAAGAUUGUGAGCUAUUCCUAAACUUUAUCUUCUGCCACAUUCAGAUUUAAAAUAUGAAGGGUUUAAUUAGAUUACUGUUUUGCAUGCUCUUGGAGGCUUAUGUAAGGCAGAAGAGAUUCAAGCAUGCUGGUAUUUGAAGAAUCUAUUUCCCAAGAUAUGUGGUUAUGCCAAUUUUAUACAAUUAUAAUGUUCCUUAUGGGAUCUGGUAGCUCCUAUGACCUAAAUGUACAUCAAACAUUAGCUGCAGAGUAAUAGUUUUGUUUAAGCCUUGUUUUCGCAAACAGUGGGUCAUCAUUUUCCAUUGUAUUUUUUUUAGAUCCACAUUCAUUAAAUUGGUAAAGUCGGUUUUGGUAAAUUGAUUUUAUUUUUAAAAAUUUUUGUCCUGUGAGUAAAUUGGAAUGUUGACUUUUUGGAAUACAUCUAUAUGGGGUUUGCAGUGGUCUUGUUGUUUAUUGGAAAUAUAUUUCAUAAUAGAAAUAAGAACGAAAUAUAGUGGGCAGCCUCCCAAACCUAGCCAGACGAAGUUAGGAGAGGGAUGCAUCACAAAAAAUAUUGGAGGGAAGUCACCUGAACUGUGCUCUGGAGAAGGGGGUAACCCUCAAUUCACGUUACAAGAAAAAAGCAGAACUUAAUGCGCUCCACAUAGAGCACAGUGGUGUGUAAAGAGAUAGUAAAAAAAAAAAAAAACUAAUAUUUAUUAAAUCUAGACAUAUAGAUAGCUUGACACAUAUAAGGUAGUUCUAAGGUAAAUAUAAAGGGAAUGGAUCAGAAGGUGAGUAAGAAGAAAUACAGACAAUACGUCUGAUAUAUAAGUUGUCCACCUAACAUCAACUGACCCUGGACAGGUAGAUGUGCCUAGGCUGGGAGUAGCAAUAAUAAAACCCUUUAGAGACAAAAAUCUGAAUUGGAGAGGGUGUAUAGGUAAUAAAAGGUAGGUGUACUCAGGAGGAUCUCUGCUCCUGAGACGGUCUCUGUAGCUGUCUCCACUAUUAUACCUUAUGAAAACAAUCAGGCCUUAGUGAGCAAAGGUCAGUUCACUCUUUCGACAUUUUCAAAAUGUAAGCGGUGCAUCCGCCUGUGUUUAAGGAACGACUCACAGGGUCAUUGUGAAUACAAAACCAUUUCUUGGUGAGAGUCAACCUAAUUUUUCUGAUAAAGUAUUCAGAGGAUCGAUUUAAAAGGGACCUUCUUUUUGGAGUCAAGAGAGCUGAAAAGUCCUUAAACAGAAACAGUUUAUAAUUCUGAUAUUUUAAGCAACGAGCAUUGGAAAUAUGCUACCAUGAUUUUCGUUUUAUCUGCAAACAUGAAUGCACAUGAUGACUGCUUGUGGUUUAGGAUUAGGAUUAGUUGGCUCCAUACAUAACCUGUGCGGUUCUAUUGGCAAAGACUCUAGAAAUCCAAAGGCAUGCUGCAAAUAGCCCAACAUUAGGUUUUGUUGGGCAGGUCCUUGGUGCUUUCUGGCAAGCCUACCAAACCGUAAUAAUUUGUUUUUCAUUACUAAUGUCUUCCAACCUCUCUAAGAGAGACAAUAGAAGGUGGUCUUGUUUAUUUUAUGUUGGAUGCAUGCAGGAAAGUUCACCUCGUACGGUCAGGGAUUCUCUCCUACAUAUGUCACAGAUUGCACCUGACCCACCUAUUAUAUCCUGGGCUUUACUACUUAUGCUUUGGUUUUCUCACAUUUUAUUAGAAUUGAAAAACAAAGCAACAGUUUUCCAUUACCCUAAGUAAUGCAAGGAUUGUGUUUGGAACGUGGUCGUGUACACUUCUUAUAUAUAUGUAACACAUGCAUUGUGUAAUCUUCUCGUGUGACAAUGCUUCGUGACAGGUUUGGUCACCAUCCUUAUGAUGUCUUAUGGUGCUGUGGGGUAAACGCUUUUGCCAGUGUUGUUGUGAAAAAUUGUGCAUGAAACCUGCAGUAUUGGAAAAUAAUGAAAUCAAAGCACACUUUGUCUGUAAAGCUCUGUAGCCAUUUCAGCUGGAUACCCAGUGUUCACAGGCUGUACUCGUAUGGUGGUCAUAUUUCCUGAGAGAUUUUAUUUUUGUUAUAAUUACAAUUUUUGUAUACUCACGUGUAUUGCAUGUCACAUAACUAGAAAAAUGUAUUAUAUUGUAAAGGAAUAAUUUGAGUCCAACUCUGCAAAUGAUUAGCUUGUGAAAUGUCAAACAUCUGUGAUAUAUUAUGUGAUCCAAUAGAUAUGCCUUUGUAAAUGAACCAAGUGGAAAUACUGACUAAGGGCUAUAUUUAAAUGGCACGUCUCUUAGAGUGAAACAUAUGAAAGAAUGCAUCUUUUACCAAAUCAAAUCAAUGGUUGUAGUAUUGUUCAGCUUUUGAUAGUAACAUGUGUUUUGUUUUCUUUUUAUUUUGUCCCCUAUAUUUAAGGGAGUACUAAGAUUUGAAAAUGACUGUGAUACAGAUAAGACAGACAGAUGUAUUGAGGACCUACGGAGUCAAAUCCAGCGCCUAGAAGAUGAGAACAGGGACUUUCUUGCAGCUUUAGAAGAUGCCAUGGAACAAUACAAAUUACAGGUGCUAGUUAUUCCCACUUUUAUUCUAAAUAACACUGUACAGCAUUGGUAAGCUCAUUGUAAUGUGUCCAGACUUUGACUACUGCUUUUACACUUGAAGAGGGAGUGGUGUCAAUUUUUUUUUUGUGCACAUAUCUUGGCUAACAGAAGGCAAUCACUGUCAACCUUAACAGUAUCUUGAAAUAUUGUAAAUAGAACUAUAACCUUUACAGCGUGCUAUAGUGGUUAUGGUGCCAGGAGUGCCCUGGAGCCCCACCCCUCAAUGUAAGAAGACACAACUAUUUUCUACCACUUUGACUUCUCACCUCGGAUCCGUUGAACUCUGCUUCCUGUCCCUUCCAUUCUGAGAACCGGAGUUUAAAAUGGGUUUUUAACACUAUUGUGUCAGGGAUCCCCUUUUCUAUUCCUGACACUAUAGUGUUCCUUUAAAGUGCUUUGAGUGUUUUUUUUUUUUUAAAGAGAAUACAUUGUGCUAGCCAAAUGGACAAUAUUUGAGGAUUUUGGGGUUUUGUGGCUGGUUUAGCAGUAAAGACUCUGCACUUGCAACAGUGGUUGUGGAAUCCCGACCUGUCAUUUGGAGGAGAAGUAGCUGCUUGGGCAGCUAUUAUUAUUUAUAUAGCGCCAACAAAUUCUACAGCGCUGUACAAUGGGUGGUCUAACAAACACAUAAUGGUAACCAGACAAGUUGGACGCAUAGGACUAGAGGGGUUGAAGGCCCUACUCAAUGAACUUACAUGCUAGAGGGAAUGGGGUAUAGUGACACAAGGUAAGGGUUGGAGUAGAAAAUUAGUCUGGUAGAAUAGUAUUCACUGAAGACUUAGUGUUUUGAUGACAGUUGCAGGAGAGGGAUCAGGGUGCAGGGGAGAAAGGGGGGGUGGAACUAUUAGUUUAAUUAUUAGGCUGUCCUGAAGAAGUGAGUUUUCAAUUAUUUUUUUAAGGAGUAGAGACUGGGUGAAUGUCUAUUCCAGGCAUAACCAACCUCUGGCACCCCAGAUGUUUUGGACUACACCUCCAAAGAUGCUUUGCCAGCAUUAAGGGUGUUAAGAGCAUUAUAGGGGAUGUAGUCCAAAACAUCUGGAGUACCGAAGGUUGCCUAUCCCUGGUCUAUUCUGUCACUUUGAGGUUUCCAUUCUGCUUGUUAAAGCAGUAGUAUUUAGGCAAAUUAUAUCUUGUAUUGUAUAUGUUUACUUAUGCUAUAAAGGGACAUGUAACGGAGCUCCCGUACUCCAACCAAGUACGAUGGACGCUUUGAUGGAUGCUUCCUAGCUUGCGCCGAGGACCACAAGCACUGCACAGGACACCACAACCACCGCAGACUCCGCCGUAGCUUGACUGGAGUCUCGCCGUCUUCCUUCCACCCUGGAUCAGCUUCUGUCCUACAGGACCGUGUGGGAAAGACCUCUUCUUUGUACUCUGUAUGAACCACCAGCAUCCUGGACUGUGUGGGGAAGACCUCUCCUCCAAGGAGAGCAUAUCAGGAACAAGCUCUUAAAAGAGCUAACUGAUUCAAGCUCAGGGGAGUAUGCAGAGCAUAGCAAUCCCCAGUGUGAUUAUAACCGCUCCCUCGAAUAACGAGACAAAGCUACAUUUUGAGGGAUCAAGAUGAACUGUCUAAACCUUUAUUUUACUUGGGACUAGCCCAUAUGGUCAUUACAUUAACAAUGCUGUGAAAACUCAAUAAAAUUACAAACAGCCAAAUCAUAGCAGGCAACAUACAGUGACUUAUUAUAACACAAUGGCAUAUUUUUAAAGGGGUGGGGGAGACAAUAUUUAACAGAAAAUAUCUCACGUGCCUGCAGAAUUAGCAAUAUGCAAAUCUACCCAAAUAUGCAAAUGAACCAGUCUUGCUAUUCAGGUAGUGCAUAUUGCUGUUGCUACCAACAGAGGGCACUAGACAAGCUCCAUAGCCAAAUCCACCUAGUUGGUAGCAAACCUCAGCAGUACAGGAGAGCAGGCAAUAAAUUUCACAGUACACACACACGAGAAACGAUAGUGUUGUUUGGUCCUCCUGCUACUCGUCAGAGGAAGCGACAUAAGUUUGAGGGUUUACAGGCCAUGUACGUUUCCCUUAUCUAGGGGAGCCUUACCCUUAGCAGGUUUUGAUUUUUUACCCUUCUCCUUUCCAGUGGUGUUAAGCCUUGCUCCUUGGAAAUGGAGUCAGACUCCUCCGACACGCCUCUAUGUUGGGAGUGUUUAGCGGGCGCUUUGGUUGCGUCUUGAGUGGCUGGAACGCCUUGGGUGCGUCUUGAGUGGCUGGAACGCCUUAGCUGAAGCCUUCUCCACAGAAGCGGCAACUGCCGCGUUAAUUACUGCCCGGAGGUCUGAGGGCAUCUGAGUCUUCCAUUAUUAACACCCAGUAUACUUGGGGCUCACCCAAUAGAUUCGUGAGUAAAUAUGCAAAUUGGUAGUAGGGACUGCUAGGGGUUAUGGUGGUCAAGUAUGCUACCCAUAGUAAUGUAAGUAGAGGCAAUGCUGGGGCUCACCCAGGUAAAAGGAGUCUGCAAGCACAGCUCCACUGGGCAGCGGUAUAUGGGGGCUUACCCCGUGCCGGGUUACUAGGAAUGAAUCUAACCGGAUGAACCACCCCUAGGUUUACUAACCUUGACAGGUCCCUGUAGCAGGCAAAGUGAACAGAAGCCAAUUUCUGCACUGAUUCCAAUAUAUAUAACUGUAAUAACUGGGCUCACUUAGUAAUAAUAAAACCUCCAGACAGGCCAAUCAUAAAAAAAAGUAAAAGCAGCAGCAGCGCGAGGCGUGAUCCAAAGUGGCAGCAAAAAAAGCCUCCUAAGUGCGUUAGCAGGAAAUCUGUCUAAAGGUCGCUUGAAAUAAAGCAUACCGAGAAAGAACAGUAAUACAGGAAAAAACUGAACGGAGAAAAAAAGAAUGAGUACGUUCGCAAAACGAACAACCCAAAGGGAAACUGCCUAACGCUGAAGAUAUGCGUUCGGGAGUAGAACGGUCGAUUGAAGGACGAAAAACAGGCGUACACGAACGCACAAACCUGUGCGAACACCUUAUAGAAAAUACAAACCGCCGGACGUGCAUAGAUAUACGCGUACGGUAGAUUGAAAAGGAGAGAAUAGGCGAAGGCGAGCACAUGUUAAAAGCGUGCCCUGAGGAGGGCGUGUGGCAGUGGGAGAGUGGGGAGUGUAGCCACAAGGAGAACUUUUUAUGAGAGGGGCUCACCCUCUAAUAAUGAAAUCAGCAUCAUGUACUGACAUAAACUGUAAGAUAAACAAAAAACUGAUAGGGAAUAAAAGAGGAUAAAGUAGGUACACAGACAUCCCAAGUCUAUACCCUACAAAAUAAAAAACAGUAACUAGUAUCCCCACUAUCAGAUAAAACCCUACAUAAAUACAUAUACAGUAAGAAAAGAAAGAAAUCAAUCAAGUAAAUAUGUGAAAUUAAGUAAAUAUAACCAGACAAGACAACAAAGUGUAGACACACAAUAUUCUGACCUGACUUGUGAUGGAGCAGCAAAGAAAGAGGAAGUGACUCAGUUGAAGGCGUAUCUUAUACUCUCUGCCUGUCUCUGAUUGGUUCAUUUUUUUCCUCUAUAUGUCUUUGCUGAUAUGGAGUAGUAAAGGAAAAUUAUGCAAAAUAUGAAGCCUCCUGUCAUGUGAUAAAAUUAUGGAUAUAGACUUGCAAUAUAUGUAAGGCUCAUAUAAAGAUAUCUUACUCUCUUUCUAGAGUGACAAGCUGCAAGAACAGCAAGAUGAAAUCACCAAAUUACAGGCCUGCCUGAAGCGGUUAGGGCCUGGCCUUCCUGUGUCUGCUCUUUUAGAAGAUGUUCAUUUGCAGCUUGGAGGAAGACCAAAUACUGCACCUCUUAUUAAAAAAUCUUCACUUAUUACUUCUCAGAACCAAUCUAAACUCUCAUCUAGAACUAAAAAGGUAUUUAUAGAAUAUGCUUAUUUUUACUACAAGGGUUAUUUACUAAAUCAAGAAUUGAAAGUACAUUUUACAUUUAGAGCCAGAGUAGCCGAAAUGAAAGCUAGCAGAAGCUAUUUUGACCCUAAAUAUGAAAUUCACUUUGAAUUCUCACUUUGGUAAAUAUCCCUUUGUUUUAGUUAGACUCACACAGCCUUUGUACCUAGAAAAUGUACCUUUGCAUCUGUGAGUCGUAAGCUCUCAGCUUUGAGCUAAACCCAGCAAUGCAGAGCUUAGAUAUAAAAAAAAUAUACAUAUACACUGAACAAAAUUCUAAAUGCAACACUUUUGUUUUUUUCCCCCAUUUUUCAUGAGCUGAACUCAAAGAUCUAAGACUUUUUCUAUGUACACAAAAGGCCUAUUCACAAAUCUGUCUAAAUCUGUGUUGGUGAGCACUUCUCCUUUGCUGAGAUAAUCCAUCCACCUCACAGGUGUGGCAUAUCAAGAUGCUGAUUAGACAGCAUGAUUAUUGCACAGGUGUGCCUUAGGCUGGCCGCAAUAAAAGGCCACUCUAAAAUGUGUAGUUUUAUCACACAGCACAAUUCCACAGAUGUCGCAAGUUUUGAGAGAGCGUGCAAUUGGCAGGAAUGUCCAGAGCUGUUGCCAGUGAAUUGAAUGUUAAUUUCUCUACCAUAAACCGUCUCCAAAGGUGUUUCAGAGAAUUUGGCAGUACAUCCAACCGGCCUCACAACCUCAGACCACGUGUAACCACUCCAGCCCAGGAUCUCCACACCUUCACCUCCAAGAUUCUCUUAGACCAGCUACCCGGACAGCUGCUGCAACAAUCUGUUUGCAUAACCAAAGAAUUUCUGCACAAACUGUCAGAAACUAUCUCAGGGAAUCUCAUCUGCGUGCUCGUCGACCUCAUCGGGGUCUCGACUUGACUGCAGUUCGUCGUAACUGACUUGAGUGGGCAAAUGCUCACAUUCGAUGGAGAGGUGUCUCACUUUGGAGAGGUGUUCUCUUCAUGGAUGAAUCCCGGUUUUCAGUGUGCAGGGCAGAUAGCAGACAGCGUGUAUGGUGUUGUGUGGUUGAGCGGUUUGCUGACGUAAAUGUUGUGGAUUGAGUGGUCCAUGGUGGGGUUAUGGUAUGGGCAGGCUUGUGUUAUGAACAACGAAUACAGGUGCAUUUUAUAUAUGCCCUUUUUUAAUGCACAGAGAUACCGUGACGAAAUCCUGAGGCCUAUUGUUGUGCCAUUCAUCCACGACCAUCACCUCAUGUUGCAGCAUGAUAAUGCACGUCCCCAUGUUGCAAGGAUCUGUACACAAUUCCUGGAAGCUGAAAACAUCCCAGUUCUUGCAUGGCCAGCAUACUCACGGGACAUGUCACCCAUUGAGCAUGUUUGGGAUGCUCUGGAUCGGCAUAUACGACAGCUGGUUCCAGGUACUGACAAUAUCCAGCAACUUCGCACAGCCAUUGAAGAGGAGUGGACCAACAAUUCACAGGCCACAAUCAACAACCUGAUUAACUCUAUGCGAAGGAGAUGUGCUGCACUGCGUUAGGCAAAUGGUGGUUUUUGGACCCCCCCCACCUGCCCAGAUCCCUCCAAUACAGUAAAACUGCACAUUUUAGAGUGACCUUUUAUUAAGACACACCUGUGCAAUAAUCAUGCAGCAUCUUGAUAUGCCAAACCUGCGAGGUGGAUGGAUUAGCUCAGCAAAGGAGAAGUGCUCACUAACACAGAUUUAGACAGAUUUGUAAACAAUAUUUGAGAGAAAUAGAUCUUUUAUGUACAUAGAAAAAGUCUUAGAUCUUUGAGUUCAGCUCAUGAAAAAUGGGGGCAAAAACAAAAAUAUUGUGUUUAUGAUUUUGUUCAGUGUAUAUAACAUAUAUAUUUCUUUUAAUGUGGCAAACUCUUCCAUACACAUAAUACACCAUAUGCACUUGCAUAACACCACAGGUAUAAUGCACACAUACAAUCCAUACAGCCCUCACACAACACACAGCCAAUAUAUACACAUAAAUCCUCACAGCAGCCACACAGCUAUACAUAAUGCAUGCAGAAUUCUCCAACAUAUAUAAACGUUGCUUUAAAGAAUAACAUUGGCAGAGCACUGCCAAAAGGUUGCCUACCCCUGGUCUAAAGUAUUGAUUGUUACUUUAAAGUUGCCCAGUUUAAUAUUUAACACUAAUUUUUUUUAAGCAGUUUACCAGCAGUAUUAGCCCUUUAUCGAAAGAGUUUACUGAGAACUUUCACUUUGGUACCCAGAAUCUGUUCUCCAGCUUGGCAGAAGCUGAUACUGUCCUUUCCCGACAGUUUAGUGAAGAUUCCAUGGAUGAUUCUGAUGAAGAACAGAGAUGGGGUAAUGAGCAUUGUGAAAAUGAAAUGGAGAAGCCCCUCAAUUUCCAAAUGUAAGUAAAAAGAAGCAUUGCAAUAUCAAUUUUGUAAAAGACUCACACUUUGAUUAUUUGGACUAAAUGCAGACUUUGAAAUUCAAGUAAAUUUUGCUUCCUUUCCAUAAAAAGUGUCAAGUUGAUGCCUAUCCAUAUAGUGUGGAACUACAACUCUUACAAUGAUCUUUAUGCCUAUAAUUGUCAGAGGGAGGGCUUAGUUCACCUUUGCCAUAAGGUCUCGGUUCUUUGUGUGGUGUACAUGGGUUAACAGAUUUUAUUACAAAACCCUUGGUGUUCAUCAGCAUCCUUAACAAAAGUGAGUAAUGUUCAUAAACUCCACAUGAAAUACUAUAUCCAUUAUUUAAGAUUCUACAAAAAUAUGUUUUAAAGUGAACCUGUACUCCUGGCAAUUUGACAAAGCAACACUUUUUUUUUUUUCUAUUAAAUUUAGACUUAAAAUAAAGACCAAGGCGGAAAUCAACCCUGUAUCUGAUAGAAUUCUUAAAAACUGUACUGAGUUGGCACAGGACAAUGAGGUUGAAGAGGUGCCACUGGAAGACAGGGACAUGAAUGAAUGUAAGUGGACAUUUACAUGCAUGAGAUGUUACAUUCAGAAUUUUUCAAGGAACAAGAAAUUUUCAUUUUUCUGCUUACCUGAAGCUGUCUCUUACGGCCACCACCAUCAUCUUCCUGAGACCUCUUUCAGCUCCUGGCACUUCAUUUGUCACUAGCCACGUCACUACUUUAAUCUCUCGCACAUAAAACAUAGAGUGGGAGUCUCCAUAGAAAUACGUCUUGUGAUGAGCAAGACCACGCCUGAUUCCCACAGUGCUGCUGGAAUUUGUCAAUCUCACACUUGCCCAUAAGACAAAGUCGUCCAAUCACUAGGAGUAAUUUAUCAUGUCUUUAUUAUAUACUCAGAAAUGACAGGACAAUAUUGAAAACUCCUUGUUCCUUUAAAAUGGUAUGUUAUUUUAAAGAAAAAGUAAUGGGAAGGAAAAAUUAACCAGGGGAAAAAAACAUGUAUUUAGCCAUGAGUUUAAAAUUCUACUAUUUUUGGGCAGCGGCAGUUUAAUAUUCUGUUUAUAUCCCGUGUAUAAAUAAAACAAAAUAAAAAAGUCUAGAUGCAUAUUAUCCUAAGCCCAUGUUUUUAGAGCUAAUGCAGUGCUGAUUAAAGAGUAAGUACUCCUACCAAUGCUAUUUCAGAUCUCAUAGGUAAGUGCUAAACUGGCAAUUCAAUAUAUCAGUGUAAAGACAAAAAUCACUAGCGAGACAGAAGUAAGUAUUCUCAUGAAUCCCUACACAAAGAAAGACUAAACAGGGAACAUAAAGGAGAGACAGCAACACUGUAAGAAAGGCUGUGUAAUAUGAUCGCAGAUUAGAACACAUUUGAACUCGAACUACUCUAGGGCAACAGCAGUGACUUUAGUAUUCAUCCCUAAUAUAUAAACAAAACCAACUGCCACCAAGUAUGACAUAUCGGUCAAGCAGACCCAAUUGCUUGAGAUAGUUAUGUAAAUUUAAAUGUAAUCAUUUUUAUUAAGCAUCUGGUGUAUUGUUUCUCUAAUCUCUAAUACCUAAUGGAUGCUUGCAGCACCCUACAGGAGGAGAGAACAUAAUUUGCUACAAGAAGGCUGUUCCCUAGGAAAGGACUCUAAGUGGACACUGCGCCAAGCACAGCAAAAGAUUCGAGAAUUGGCCAUCAACAUCCGCAUGAAGGAGGAACUCAUUAAGGAGCUUGUUAAAACUGGUGAGCCUACAGUAUUGUCCUACUAAGGGUACCAUUUGAUACCUUAGCAACAUAACACAAAUAAUUUACCUUGUUUCUGUGCAACUAAAGCAUUUAUUACAGCAAAGUGAAACAAAUACAGUUAGUGAGUCCUGCAGAGUGCUUCUGUGCCAGAAAAACGUGAUUGAUCUGCCAGUUAACAUCCUCAUGUAGGAGUAGUGAGAGCAAUCAGUGAUACAGAUGACAAAUUGCUCUCUAUCUUAGCAAAUCAUUAUUUACCUUUAGCGAGCAUUUAUUUAUUUAGUAUAUCUCUUUUAGCAUUCUUCUUUGCCGCCCCGAAAGUUCUCCAGAUUGUUUUUCUAUAGCACUUCAUUUUCAGUCUAGGAUAUGUGAAUACGAUAAAACUUAAUGCACUUUGUUCACCUAUAUUUCUGUAUGAACUGUGGUGUACAUCAUACUUCUGCUUCAUGACUCUUGUUUAUGCGCUAGACAUCAGGUACACGGUGAUAUCCCCACCCACCUACCUCUUGAUCUGAUCUAUUGCUCAGUAUCAGCCUCUAGGCUGCUGAAGGAUCCUGGGAAAGGCAUUGCCUCAUAUGUGCAGUGCGCAUUUCUGUUAUCACUGCUGUAGAAACAAUGUGAAAUUGACCUGGAAAUUAGUUAUGAACAUGAACUCCUUUUUUUUUUUUUUUCUUCAUAUAUAACAUAUGUUCCCAAAACCUGUCACACUUCUUCCUUUUUAUUUUCUUGAGCGUCUUUUGGGCUUGUUGUUAUUCCCUUCUUCAAGACGUAAGCAAUCCUGACAUUUAUGACAGAUCAAUUUAAUGGAGUAAACAUGGAUCCACAAGUGGUAUGGCAAUGACUUUGUAAAAGAUGUAAACGUUUCUCUUCAUGGUUUUAACAUUGGCUGAAAAACCAUGCUUUGCUAGAAAUUGGUGAGCUGGAAACUCUGCUCACUUGGAAACUCCAAAUUCGCAGUAGAAUCUCUGACCACAAUGUACAAUAAUAAACCGUUUGCAAUCAGACUGGUGCACAUGUGGUUUGGGAUUGCGUGUUUAUUUUUCAUGCAUAGUGUAAGGACUGAGCAAUAUGUCAGUAAUAGGUUAAAAUCACAGUUACAGACUUGUUUCUGAAAAGUUCUUAUAGCGAGCGGGAUGUACUCCUUCUUUGGUAAUCUUUUCCUCUCUGGUGGUAGAGAUAUGUGUGAAGGCACAGUAGCUGAAGUCUGCAGCCUUGAUGCAAUAAAGUUGAAGAAACAUUGGCGAAAAUAAAUUUGGGGUGUCCAGUUUCAAAUGGUUUGUAUAAUGAUAUUAUGGGGAGUUGACCGGCUAUAAACCAGUCUAUGAAUACCUGUCUUUGAAUUAAUUUAAUUUUGGAUUGGGUAGAGCUAUCUAGUAAGUUGAUAAAAGGGCCAACUUCAAAUGCAUUUCUUGAUAGAAAACCCAUGGGAGUAGUUUAAGCAGCUUGAUGCUUUUUCCAUGAGCGUUUCAUGAGUUAAUGUUGGAAAUAUGUUAACCACCGUGAAAAGCCCGAUUGUGUGACUGUGUGGUCCAAGCUAGGUCUAAUUUUUGAAAUAAAAUGAAUUUAUGCCGUAAGAUAAAGUAGUGGGUAAUCUAUAGAAUGGUCCCAGUCUUCCAAGCUGAGAUGUGGCAGGAUAGUGCCUUUCAAACUACAUGUUUGUAGGUAUGCAAAGAAAGAAAGGGAACAUCAAGGUCAGGAAUUUUGUGUUUAAUUUGUGGAAACGUGAGAACUGAUUUAUUGCUUUGAUCCAGGAAAUCAUGUAUACUGGUUUGACCUGCGGUUGUCCAAGAACAGUAUGGAUAUUGGGCUUCCCCAUCCUGAAGAGUUACAUAAUAAGAGAAUAAAUCUAGUUUAUUGCCAUUGGAGUCCUAGGAGCUGUCUCAGCAAUUUUCACUUUUUAAUAGUAGAUGCUGCUAAAUGAUGUGUGUAGCAACUGAGAGAGUGCCACACCAAGACAAAGUUGAGCUUCUAUGUGUACUGCUGUAAAUUGUCCCAAUUUGUCAUUUUUAAUUUAUUUAUUUUUAUGCAGUGCAAAGCGUUUCGAUUGUGUGCUGCUAAAGUGUAACGUUUUACACUUGGAAUAUUUAAACCCAGGUUACACCUGGUUUGAGAUAAUUUAAGCAUUGCGAUUCUUGGACAUUUAUUUUUUCCAUCUGUAAGUAAUGUAAGAACGUUAACUGAUUUUAAGAGAGUGGUUCUUCCGAAAAGAGACAAAGGGAGUUGUGCCUAUCCGAUAAUACAAUAAUUUCAAAUUUGAGGUCAGAAUAGCUAAACUGUUAAAAAAAUAAAAAAAAUAAAAAUAAAUCAGCUAUGCUUCAGUUCAGCUACUCUGGCUUUAAAUAUGAAAUUAACUUUGAAUUCUCACCUUAGUGAGAAACCCUGGUUAGGUUUCUAGUGUCAAUUUAGUUCAUAUUGUGCUGCUUGCACCAUUCUUGCCACACUCUCACUUAAAUAAAGCUUAUUUCCUUUCUCCAUGGAUUGCACAUGUCUUGUCUGCAGUUUUCCUGAUACCAGUACACAGCACGGUUCACUAAACCGUGAACUGGGCCGUGUAUAACAUCGCAGCAGUGACGGUAUGAGUGCUAUCAGUUUGUCGAGAAUUUCCAAUCAUUCUUUACUCAUACUGGACAGAGUAUUAUGGGAUAAGGUCAGUCCCCACAGAGCAGAAUGAUGCUCUGCUAACUGGAGCAUCUCAAACUAGUGUGGGAGAGAUUUUCCUACAGACAGAGUCACUUAGCAGUGUACAGAGGGACUUUAAAAAGUAUUUGUUUUUUUAUUUAUUUACUUUUGCUAAUAUUUUAAAGCAUUUUUUAUUUAAUGCUUUAAAAAAAAUGAUAUGCUAAAAUUUUAGGCAAACAAGCCCUUUAAUUACAAAAGCAAUGAUACAUCGAAAGAGAACAACACAGCAGAGGGAGUUGGAUUCGGUAUUUGUGUGCAAUUCAGUGACUACUUUGAAUACUUUUUAUACAUGCAUAACCUUUAUGUGCCCACUUUACUUUCUCCGUUUACACUAUAGGUCACCCAUGUCAUCUUGCCUCCCUUGUUUCCCUACCAGUUCAGCUAUGUCCAGUUAUUCAUGUGAAAAUCAGAUACAAAAAUAAUAAAUAGUCAUACUACCCCCGUGCAGCUAUUUGUCAUAUUGUGAUCAGUCAUUUGUCAUCCCCUCCUCUCCUAGUUCAGCCAUGUGUCAGUCUCCCUCUCUGUGUGCUGCCAUGAAUCAUUUCGUUUGUGAGUCAUGUGUUUUGUCUUUUCCUUUUUGCUCUACAUGCAGUUUUUAAAAUUAAUAAAGCUACUUUUUUAUUAGGAAUUGUGUGAUAUUGAACGGACUAACAAAUUGACAAUUUUAAUCAGAUUCUUGAUUUUCUUUACUUAAAGGGACACUAUAGUCACAAGAACAACAACCGCUUAUUGUAUUUGUUCUGGUGAGUAGAAUCGUUCCCCUCUGGCCUUUUGCUGUAAACAAUGUAUUUUCACAGAAAAUGCAGUGUUUACAUUACAGUCUAGGAACACCUCCACUGGCCAAUCGUCAGAUACUACUAGAGGUGCUUCCUGGGGCAGUGCUGCACAGUUUUUCAGUGCAUCCCUGUGAUGAAAUGCUGAUUGGACAGGGCUGUAUUUGGCUUGUGCUGGCUCUGCCCCUGAUCUGCCUCAUUGAUAGGCUCAGCCAAUGCAAUGCUUUCCUAUAGGAAAGCAUUGUCUUUGGCUCAGACCACAACUUGAAAUGACGUCAGCCAAGUACAUAGAUCAGGGGCAGAGACAGCAGUAGCAGACUCUAAUAAAGAUAAGAAUUUACUAUAUUUAAUGGGGUAAGGGGAGGGGGACAGGGGAUCCAGAUGGUAAUUUUAACACAAUAAGGUCAGUAAUACAUGUUUGUCUUCCUGAUCCUAUAGGGUUCCUUUAACUGUACUAUGGUACUCUCAAACCACAUUAACCACUGUAGUGGUAACCUGAUUUUAACGUACGAGAAGCUUUCUGGGACCCUCCAGGAAUAAUUUGUCAAAAUCUUUUAGAACAAUUUGACAACUUACAUGGGUCCAGCAUUCAGUCUUCUCCUGCAGGAGAAGCUGGAUGUCUUCAUUGGGCUAAACAGGUUCGAUACAGCACUUACCUAGCACUCUCAGACAAUUAACAUGGCCAUGCUUAGCUCAGUGGUGCUAACUGGAUUCUCUUACAAAGAGAAUAUGGAAGCAGGACUAUGGCCACAAGAGCCAGGCAAGCUCUCAAACACUUUCAAAAGAAUUUGCCUUGGCAGUCCUUGGACCAUACCUAUGACAACAGUUUGUGUUGCUUAUGAUGCUUGGAAUUAACUUUAUAAGGCUCUUAGUGAAUAUUUUAUCCUUAUGGUACUCUAAUGAAGUCUAUAGUGGUAUACCAAUGCUUGAUGCAUUGGUUGUCAAUCCUGGUACAGUGGGACAAAUAGUCAGCAGGAACAGGCGCUUCACACUUGUUGCCAGCAAUAAAUUGUUUACUGUGGCAGUACUACUCCUCAACUAUUUUGAUACUGGGGAAGAUUCUGGUAAAUUGUGAUUAAUGUACUCUUUCAGAUUGUUAGUGAAGAAUUAAUGACCAAGUGAAUGUACUACUUGCUAAAACAGUAGAUUUAGCAUUUCACACCUCAUUCUUGAAUGGCUUACAAAGAUUAAACAAAUGCAUUCUAUGUCAUAAAGAUUCUGUGGAUGCGAUAUGUAUAAACUGAUGAAAAUGUGUGAUUGUUUUGGUAUCGAGUGUUGAUCUUAAAAAGUGAAAAUCUUCGACAGGUGUACAUAUGUGGUUAGGCAUGGUUUACAGAUGUUGCUCGCUAUGUUUUGUUACAGGAAGGGAGGCUCAAACCAUGAAUAAACAAUACUGCCUGAAAAUCUCUGAGCUGGAGAACGAAGUUGAACAAGUGAAAGUGGAAGUCAAUGAAAGCCAAAAGCAGCUGCAGGAGCUGGAGGGGAAGGAGUCCCGUGAUCCUGUAGAAAAGUGCAAGCUUCAGGAAUACCGCAAGAAGAUAGCAGCUGCAGAGAGCAAAGUGCAGGUCCGAGGGUUUCUCUUUUAUAUAGUAAUGUUACCAGAAAAGCAAUGCAUUUAUUGCUUUUAAAGACAUAUGUAUCUAUGUCUUUAUUCUUCUAUUCUUUAAUAGAGAAGAUGCAUUUGUAGUCUGUUAAAUUAUUUGUCUGAGGAAUAGGCACCAUAUUCUAUGUGCUUAGUGAUAUCUAGUUAGCAGAAAUGCCCAGCUAUAACACUAAAAUACCAUACCUCCCAAUGUUGGAGGUAUGGGAACUCAGACAGAAAUGAAUUGGUCAAAAGGAAAGGCAAUGAUGGACAAAUUCAGAAUGCCAGACAAUGAACUUGGGAUAUCGAGACAGAACCCUGAAUUUGGGAUUGUUCCACCACCCUAACACAUUGCAUGCCUCCCAGAACAGUUGGGAGGCAUGCAAUGCUUUUAGAUAAUUAUUGGCAAUGUCUGCUGCAGGCUUCUGCUUAAAGGGACACUCACACAGCAUGCCCUUUUAUCUUCCUUACAUAGUUUAUGUUGCCUAUACUACUGUUCUACUGUCUCGCUAAGACUGAGUGAACUAUAUCCCAAGCCCACCUACUACACCGUGGCAAAAGAAAGAGGAUCUAUACAACUUAAGAACGUUUCAAGGGCACUGUCUCUUCAUCCAUGUCAUAUUUAGAGCCUUAAUUUACUUCUCUGUAUUAGACCUAAGUGACUAUCUCUGAACCACAUUGAGUGCAAACUCUAGGACAAACUUUUCCCAAGUGUAUUAAGGGAUUUAUUUAAGCUAAAUCCUCAAUGGGUUAAUAUGGCACUAGCUUACUGUGCAUUGAAGAACAGGAUAAAUUUAGGAGUCAGUAAAUAUAUAUAUAUAUAUAUAUAUAUAUAUAUAUCCCAGUAUGUAUGGCAUCUCCCAUAGUUUGGGUGUGGUAAACUAAAACAUUUUCAAUGUGAGAUCAAAGGAUGUGUUUUAGAAGACCACUGGUUGUGUUAUUAAUUUUCUUUCAUGCAAUAUUCUGCUGUAUAUGUUAAAUAGCUUAAACAACGAAACUGAAGGGAUGCUGCAUUGUGUAGGCCGGUUUACUGCUUCAUUAGUUACUCGAUUACUUGCCGUUGUAGAAAUAAUUGAGAUUAAACCAAAUACACAGGUAUUUACUUUUCCACAUUUCUUUAUGCUUUGUUUGAAGCAGCUUCCUAAAUAUCUCUCUCUUUUUAUCACUGUAGGUGCUAAAAGAAAAGAAGCAGGCAACAGAGAAGUUAGCUGCACUCUCUUCACAGAACGAGAGGCGAGUCCAAGAUCUUGAGAAGAACAUAAUACAAAUGAAGCAACAACAGGGUCAGCUGCAAAGGAAACUGAAAGAGGAGACUGAGCAGAAUCGCCGCUUAGAGAGUGAAAUGCAGAAGCGGAAGCACAGGGUCAAAGUGAGUCUGAGACCUUCUUUUACCUGUGCAUGCUUAAAAUAAGAUCAUUUCAGUAGAAAUAGUUCCGUUAUAUCUGUUAUAUCUGUCCUUGGUUUCUUUGUCCUGCUUUGUUGUUUCUACUAUUUGUAAAAGAUAAAUUGUUGCAGCUCAUGUUGUCUCCUGUCUUCUUUGUUUUCCAAAAACUUUCAGUCAUAUAAAUCCAGGGCUUCUGCAUAUGUGCCAUGGAACCGUUGUAUUUUAUUAUAACUUGCUGUGAGCUGAUACUUAGGCCUUUGAGAAACUGUUUAAAGAGCAAGGGUGCAGAAACCCUUCCUGGAUUUGUAUAUGAUACCCUAAAGGAUGUUACUUAUUUUGCCCAUAAGUAACUGUGGUGCAUCUUAUUAACUGGAAAGAUAAUCGUUUUUUGUUUUUUUUGUUUUUUUUUGUCUUCUGCAGUGUAUUUAAACACUAAUACAAGUUUUUGGUUUUAGGAACUUGAGCUUAAACAUGAACAGCAACAAAAGAUUUUGAGGAUCAAAACAGAGGAGAUUGCUGCUUUCCAGAGGAAGAGGCGAAGUGGCAGUAAUGGUUCAGUUAUAAGCAUGGAGCAGCAGCAAGUAUGUUGGAUGGGUUCAAAGGUUACUUGUAAAUAAGAGGAGGAACAACUAACAAAGUGUUAGUAAACAGGAAAGGCCGAUAUUUGUUAAUUGGCGAAAGAUUUGCGUGUGCAAACCGAAGUCAUUAUCCAACAAAAAUAAUGAUUUUGAUCCUUGUGUUUUAUUCCUAUGUUAGAAAAUUGAAGACCAGAAGAAGUGGCUGGAUAGUGAGAUUGAUAAAGUGCUGGAGCAACGCCGUGCUUUAGAUGAGUUAGAAGAAGAACUUAAGAAAAGAGAGGGCAUAUUGAUUAAGAAGGAGGCGCUUCUUCAGGAGAAGAAUGACUUGGAGUUCAAAAGGCUUCGAUCCAGCCAGGUGAGCCAUCUUUGAAAUCAAAAACACUUCAAACAUACUUUUUAGUAAGAUGUUUUUCAAUAUGUUUAUCUUUGUAGUUCGUUUUUAAGGACAAGGACAAUUGAUUUUAACUUUUUUUUUUACUCUUGGAGGUUUUGUUAAAGUAGCUCUGCCAUUCAUUAAAUGUGUUGUGAAUGUGAUGUGGAGAAUGUGUCUUUGACCUAAUUGUCCAUUUGAUGAAUACUUCGCAAUUUAGAUUCCUGAUAACAUAGGUUAAAAGUCACUGCUCUAAACCAUAUUCACACCAUUUCAUAAUAGUAGCUUGUGUUUGUUAAAGGAACACUUCAAACACCUAAAGCAAGCAUGUUAAACUCAUAGGGCCAAAUAAACAAGGUUUAAGUUUAUGUGGGCCGCAAAAAAAAAAAACUUUAGUUUUCAUAGAAACGUAGGUUUAUUUAGAAAAGCACAGUAUAAAAAAUGUUGCCUAACUGACACUGUACGUCCUCACACUUGUAGGGCUUCAAAGUAAACAAAAGAGCAAAUUUAUUUUAAGGAGACUUGUAUUUUCAUAUAACCAAUGUUUCAGUCCAACUACUUAGUAAGAAAGGUUUGGUAAUGGGACUGAAAUGGUGAAUGUAUGCUGUUGCACAGCUGUAAAAAACAAAUGACGUUAUCUUGUUGAUUUUGAAGUAUUAUGAGUGUGUUCUUCACUUUGGCUGCGAUCAUCAAACUUGAUAAUCUCAGCCAAUGCAAUGCUUUCCCAUAGGAAAUAAUUGGGAGGCUAUUGUGCAUGUGUGUUAAAAAGCUUUGUGGUCAAUGAGCAUCUCCAUGGGUAUUGUUCAGCACCUCCAUGCAGACCCAAUCUAAUACACUGCCCCCUCCCCUCAUUCUAAUACAUUGUCCCCAAAUUGAAUAUACUGCUACUCUCCACUCUAAUACACUGCCCCUCCACCCAUUCUAAUACAAUGCCCUUUAAUAUAAUACACUGCCCCCUCUGUGAUUACACAGCCACAGAAUGGUUGGGCUGAGAAUAAAGUGGAGGGCUCAGAAAGGCUACAAACAAGUGAUCUUCAGCUUUUGCAAACUGUUUUAUAUGCGCCCAUUGGAAAAAAAUGAAUAAUUAAAUGCAUGCGUGUUUUCAUUUGGAGCAUGUCUACAAAAUAGUGAUUAUUUAUUUCUAUUUGGGCAUUGGAGUGUCCCUUUAAUUUAACUACUACUUUUUGUACUAGGCUCUAAAUAAUGAUAUUGUAAGAGUUUCCAGUCGCAUUGAAGAUUUGGAGAAGGAACUAUAUGAGAAGAAUGGGCAACUUCGGGAGGGUAGUGCCAAUGACCAGCAGCGUAUACGAGAUGAGAUCAAUAACCUCAGACAAGAGAAAGAUCUCCUGUUAAAGCAACGAGUGGAUAUAGAUGACAAGCUUAGACAAGGGAAUCUUCUUUCUGCAGAGGUAAACACAUUGAUACACUAUUAUAGAUAGUUAAUAUCCUGUUCAAGAAAAAUAAUGAUGAUUUUUUUUCAGUUUGCUAUAAGUUAUUUCUGGUUUGUUAAUUGACUCCUUCACAUUUGGCUGUUAAUCAUAUUGAUACAGUUUCCUUUCUGUUUGUCUUCACAUUUCUUUGUUUGCCAUGGCACAGUAGAACUUUAUUUAAAAGGCCCAUUAUUUCGAUAAUCCUAAUUAUCUGAUGUUACAUAUGUCCAGUAGACUCCGAACAUAUCGUCAAAGAGGCCACUUUCUUAAAGAACGGUCACCUUAUUCUUUUACUGGACAUCAACAUCUUGGCUCUGUGUCAAUCAUUGUCAUAAACUCAGUCUUUUACACCAGGCAGUAAGCAUGGAGAAAACAUACAGAGAAGAGGACAAUUCAAACAAUGUUUCUAGUUCUUUUUUUUUUUUUUUUUGUUCUCUUGCAAUGUUUGUCCUGGCUUUGCCUUGUCUGUACUGAUGCACUUUGCUAAAUCUUGACUGUAUGUUGAAAAGUAGAUUGAACAUGUCUUGAAAAAAUCCAAAAUUGAGCUAAUGUACCAAUUCUUGAAACACUCCAAAAUGAGAGAGGGUAGCCUUUUAUAAAGUAACUAGAUAAGGCAUAAAUACAGAACCAAGAAUGUUUCGGAAGGAUUUAGUGACAAGAGACAUACGUGACCCAAAGUUUGCCAGAUUAUAAAAUUUAACCUAAUCUGGCAAACUUUGAUUCAGUUAUGUCUCUUGUCACUAACUCCCUCUGAAACUUUCUUGCUUCUUACUUUUUGCUUUGUCUGUCUUGGAAAAAAAGGUUAACAAAAGUUAUAGAGGAUUUUAAGUGUUCUAUCCAGUGGUGUAAAUUCCAGAGUAGGGCCAAUUUCCCUUUAAUGUUCCCUUUUAUCCUUGUAUUGUAAUUUGUUGUUCUUUGGCUUUUAUCCAUGUAUGCAUAGCGCACUUGAUACACAUUUUUUAUAUUUUUCAAUUCAUGCUCCUCAGGAAGAAAGGAUUCUCUUCCAGUUAGAUGAAGCAAUAGAGGCUCUGGAUGCUGCAAUCGAGUACAAGAAUGAAUCCAUCACUCAACGACAGAGAGUCUUACGGGCCUCUGCUAGCCUUCUCUCUCAGUGUGAAAUGAACCUUAUGGCCAAGCUGAGCUACCUCUCCUCUUCUGAGACACGAGCUCUCCUUUGUAAAUAUUUUGACAAGGUAAAUAAAAUACACAGUCUCAUUAUGUUGUCCAUUAAAUAGUGCAAAGUUUGUAACAAAUGUAAACUCAGUUUGUGAUGAUUGUGAUGGACAUGAGAGAACUACUUUGGGUUUACUUGAACUUCUCAAGCGAAAUGUUGCUAGCUAGGGUGGGUAGGUUUUUAGUGUGAUCACCAGCUUCUUGACUAUUAAGUUAUGGGUGUUUGUUAGUUAUUUUUUCUCCUUUUAAAUGUUACCUGUUUUCGUGUAAGCUUUGCCGUUCUAUUUGCAGGUGGUUACACUGCGCGAGGAGGAGCACAAACUGCAGAUUUCAUUCUCUGAGUUGGAAAUGAAGUUGGAGGAGCAGCAGCACCUUGUAUACUGGCUGGAGGUUGCACUGGAGCGCCAGAGGCUAGAAAUGGAUCGUCAACUCACCCUGCAACAAAAAGAACAUGAGCGAAAUGUCCAACUACUGCUAAAACAAUGUCAAGGUAAAAUGCAAGCUUUGUCAUCUUUCGUUCGCUUAUGUCUCUAUGUAUUUCUGUGACAUAACAUUUAACUUUAAAGUAUAGUUAUUCCUUUUACAUAUAUGUUUAUAAUGUGGAGUAAAAUCAAGAAGUUUGCAAUGUAGCAUUGUGUUUAAUAUUACUUUUGUUACUUGAAAUAAAAAUGUAUCCUACUGUACUGUAGCAUACUCUGAGGACUUGGUAUACAUUUUUAAAGUUCUGCUUUAUUGUGCAGUUUAUAAGCAAAGUUCAAGUCAAUGUAUCGGUCCCUAAACUAGACAUCUUCAUGACUAGGCAGCCACUAAGUUAAACAAUCACGAAGUAACAUAACCGGUUUAUAAAUGUGCCAAUUUCUAUUGUAGUUGAAAGAGAACAUACUCUAAACACAUAUAGUAAUUCAGCUGUGUAGUGUCCCUUUAAGUAAUAAGUUGCACAGACACUAUUGUUUCCUGUGGGCAGGACAUGCAUUCCAGUUUUCCAAUCACUAACAUUUGCCUUCACUGCUCCUUUGCUACAGUGAUGGCCAAUAUAAAUAAUUUCAAAUGUUUGACAUGCAUCUUUCUUUCACUUUUGAUCCUUAUCUAAAUUAAUUACUCUCUUGUUGAUUCCUCAAUGCGUAGAUUUUAAAUGACUGCAAAAAUAUUUGUUUUCCUAAUCCAUUUCCUGUAAUUUAUCUCAAGUAUUAUUGUUUCCUAUUCAUGCCCUGUCUGAUACAUAUCUGCAGACUUUAAAAAUGCAUAUUUAUUUAUUUCCAUUUGUUGUACUUCUAAUUGGCAAUGAAAAUAUAUAUUACAAUUUUAGUUAAAUUGGGUUUUUGUUAGCCAAAUUUGAGUGGAUAGCCAACUGGAACAUUUUAUAGGUGCUUGAUUUAAAUUUAGGGCUUAUUUCACACUGGUAUAAUACUAAUUGUAGAGUGUUAUAAGACCAAGCAUGCAUGUGCAAAUAAAAUACAUACAGUUUGUUUUAAAACGGCUAAUAAACCAACCCAUUGUACAGUGCUACAGAACUUGUUGGUGCUUUAUAAAUAAUAAUAAUAAUAACUGUAAUUUUGUUAUAGAAAUUGUAAUCCAUUUACUUGAGUAAUGUCAUGGCUUUAGCAGUGCUCAGAUCUUACAUACUCCCAUGAACAUAUUUAAGUUUAUUUUAAAGUGACUAUGGUAGUGUACUUUGCCACUUCAUGUUUUGAUUACUGCAUCCAUUUAUUGUGUGGAAUGAAUCUUGAUGUGUAUAUAUGUGACUUGUGUCACAACAGAUUAAAUGAUUACCCUCUAUGAGACUUCAGAGAUACAGUGGUUGUUUUUUUUUUCUUUAUUAAAAUUUUUUAAUGAUUUCCCAUGGCAAUUUCUUAACUCUUUUUUUUUUUCGGUCUCUCUCUUCCUCUUGUAUAUUUUAUUUCAGACCAAAUAGGAGAGGGUCUGGCUGGAAGCAAGAGACAGUACGAGGUUACAAUUCAAAUGCUUCAGAAGGAACUCGGAUGGUAUAUGUGGGCUCACCAGGAACUCAGUCAAAGAUUAAGUAAAUGUACUCUUUCUCCUGCAAACCCUACAGGGGUUCCUACCAAGGGUAAGUGCUCUCUCAUGAUUUUGAUUUAAUAAAUUACUCCAUUAUAUCCACCAAACAGCCAUUGUGGAAUGAAACACCUUAAUUUAUUUGUGUUUUUUGCUUGUUUGUUUUUUUAAAGUGAUUCCUGCAGAUGGAAGACUUCUUCCCCCACCUGAUAAACAGAUGUCUUUAGUUGGGUCUUCAGAAGAAAGUGGUGUUGCCUCUGAUAUGAACAGUCAGAUUUUGGCUCCUGAUAGAAUCCAAAAGCCCAGAGAGGACUUAAUUCAUCUCCCUUUACCACCCACAUGGAGGCGCUCCUCACUGCCUACAGACGAGCAGACUGGCCUUGACGAACUCAGUCACAAGGAGAUUGUUACAGAAACAAUAAGCAACAGAGUGAUGCAGUUAAAUGAUGGCUUUAAUCAAAGAGCAGCACUCUGUCUUCCGAAAUCCCGAAGAGACCUCCGAAGAUGUAAUGUCAAUGCUAUGCCAUUUAUCUCUAAUGUGGAGAAGAUAGACGUACGGAAAAACCCAUUGUAGAAAUGUGUGGCAGUCUUUCUUUCCACUUUAUUAUUUGUCUUGUUACAAAUUGUGUUGUGGUUCUUGGAAACUUUCAGCACACCACUGUUUUGUUUACAUGUUUUGUUUUAUUUAAACUGUAUUUUUCCAUGUUCUUUUGUUUGAGAUUAAUGGGUGUAGAUGGAUAGUAAGGUAUAUUAUUGACAACCCAAACUGGAAGAGGUACUUAGUGAGGAUCAAAUAGAGCAAGUGUAGAUUUUUAGAUAUUCUCUGCCUAACACUUACUUCACAGACAUUUUUACAUCCACUGCCAUGUUGGUAAAUAGCUGAAAGUAUCAAAAAUUAUGAGGGAGAUUUUCAGUUGUUGUGCUUGGUAACUACUUGAAAACAAACUCUUUAGUCCAUACAAUACCUUUGGUCUACUGUCAGAAAAAGAGAUCAGAGCCACUGCAGUAAACAGUGUCACUUGUGAAUAAGUUGUCAAAUAACAUUUAUUCAUACUGCUGUGCAAGGGAUAAUGGACACAGUGUUUUCCUUACUAAGGGUAGCAGGUUUAAAGCUGUUGAUGGGUAAGAAACAUGCCUGUAUUGGGUCUGUCUUGUGCAUCUACUCCUGGAUUCUGUGCCUUUAACAUAAUAUAUGCCUUAAUGAACACUCCAAUAACACUAAGUGCAAGCUACAUGCUUUUGUUGGCUUGUACGGUCUUCCUCUGAUGGAUCAUAUUUCUAUAGCUGCUUGUCAACUUUUAAGAAAUAAAUUGUAAAGAACAUUUUUAAACACUUUAUGAUUUAGCAUUACCGGACAUGGCUGAGAGUAAUUUUGAAAGUUGUUAUAGGGCUAAUUAAACCUUUUUAAGAUUUCCAGAGCCUUAGCAAGGUAUUCUGUUACAGCUUCAAUAAACAGGCAAGAAGCAGUGUAUCAUUCAGCUGUCCAACCUUCUCUAUGCACCUUGUGUUGGAAAACAAAAAUGGCAUCCCCCCAUUAGCUGCUGAUCAGGCAUACUGCAUUCAUAUGGUUUCUCUAAGGCUUACUUAGUCUCAGCUAUAUCCUGUCCUAAAUUUAUGAUAAAAGCAAAAAUGAUACUUUGCAUUAUCGUCUUUUCUAUGUAACACCGUUGGCUCAUCUAUGCAGUAGCAACAGAACAGUUUACAUGUGCACAUUUAGUUAUUACUAUGUAAAAAGCUUCUUCUACCCUUUUGUAAUAUAGUUUUGUAAGGAUUUUUUUGCAUUUUGUACUACAUUAAACUAUUUAUCACAUAAGUGUUUUAUAUAA